This is a messenger RNA of Symbiodinium sp. CCMP2592, 2607 nucleotides long. Lineage: Eukaryota; Dinophyceae; Suessiales; Symbiodiniaceae. The record is from the annotation of a GenBank genome assembly.
AUGGCUCAUAAGGCGAGGGGAUGUGCUGGGAUCGUCCUUCUUGUGUUGGACGACUUUCUGCAAGGACAUGCUCAGCUGAUGGAUGGCAUUGAGGAGGAGCUCGCCCCGAUCAAGUUUUCCACCUCGGGUUCGGAGGCCUUGGCAACGGACGAUGGGCUUGCCGAGCUGGGGUGGAUCCGGGCGAGUUUCACAGAGGCGAUCCUCAUCGCCGACGUUCGGGCACUUUACGGCUUGUUCCAUCGUCGCGGCGGACUGUGCCGAGAGGCGCGAAUCGACGUGGCCGUGCUUGCCGUGUUGGCGAAGCGCCUGGAGCUGACGUCGAUAUUGGUCAUGACCUUGGCAAAGUCUGCCGCUCCUCCUAACUUGGAGUCGUUGAUCGGAUGCUGUGGAGGCGACAGCAGUCCCAGCAGCCCCGGCCCCAGGUCCCGUGGCCGCCUCAGCGCCCGGCUGAGCCAUCAGUUCUGCUGUGCCGAGGAACGAUUCGCGCUGGGACAACUUGCCGAAGGUUUCGAUGCAUUCCGACAGGUUUUUCUCAAGAGCAAAACCGCGUUCGAGGUCCUGAUGGUCGCCGAAAAACCUUCCGUAGCUAAACUGAUUGCGGAGAUCUUGUCUGGGGGCCGCAUGCGCUUUCGCAAAGGCCAGCAGUGGUUCCACGUGGUUCUGUACCUUGGACUUGGCUCCAGCCGCCGAGGCCAAAGCCGAGCCGUGCAAAUCUACGAGUUCAACAGCUGGUUUCCGCCAGCACAUCAACAGUGUCGGAUCAUGCAGACCUCCACCAUCGGCCACGUAUUUGGAUUGGACUUCAAGGAAAAUCGCCCAAAAGAUAUUGCGGAACUGUUUCAUGAUCCGUGCAAGAAGACCAUCGAAGAUGGCACGGCUAAGAACAGGAUCGUCGAGCACUUCCAGGAGCUGGCGGCAGAAGCCGACUACUUAGCGCUCUGGCUGGACUGCGACAAGGAGGGAGAGAACAUCUGCUUCGAGGUCAUCUCUCUGUGUGCCGGCCACAGACCGCACGGAGACCCGAAGGCCCAGUUCUCCGCCUUAACUGAGCCGGAGCUGCGAGGCGCCUACAACAACUUGGGCCGGCCGGACAAGCUGGCGGCCCAAGCCGUGGAUGCCUCAGCUCCAGACAGGCCAAGUGGAUGCUCGGCAGGACGGGCUGGUUCGCAUGUUGUGAAGUGCGGAACGGGAAGUGCAGAGCGGCAGGAGCUAGACCUGAAGAUCGGCUGCAUCUUCACGCGGCUCAUGACUCGCCAGUAUUUGCGCUACGCAGUAGAGAAGUCCCUUUCCAAAGCUGAGGGGCUGAGGGCAAAAAGCCCUGAGAAUUCUGCUUUGGAUGAGUCGAGAGUCGAGGUUCCGCCUGCGAGAUCAGACUUGCUUGAGCUACGGGCCUUGCCAGACACCCACACUUUGGUUUUGCUGGGCGCUCAAGGAAGGUCGGGCGAGGUUCCGGCACAAGAUUACAUGCUGAUCCCAAAGAGGCAAGAGUUCUACAAGCCCAAGAUUUCUGUGAACUUGGACGGCUGGCCUUUGGAGUUCGACUGGCUCCAUGGCCAGACCUUUGAUGCAGGUCGCGUGAAAUCCUUGCAGUCGGCUCAGUCGGCGAAGCACGCGGUCGUCAAGGAGCUCAGGACGACUGCCAAGACCCUGAAGAAGCCGGUUGGCCUGAACACCGUGCAGCUACUGAAAGCUGCGAGUACUGGUCUCGGAAUGUCACCGGUGCAGUGUAUGAAGGUGGCUGAGCAUCUCUACACCUCCGGCUACAUCUCUUAUCCCCGCACCGAGACCACCAGGUACUCGGACACAUUCGACCUUCACGCAGCCUUGCGAGAGCAAGCAGACCAUCCGGCCUGGGGAAAGACGGUGAGCCACUUGCUGCGCCAAGGGCAGAUCCGGAACCCGAAGACUGGCCGCGAUGUGGGGGACCACCCACCCAUUACUCCUAUGAAGGCCGCGCCCCGGGACGAGUUCAGCAAAGGAUCUGAGUGGCGACUCUACGACUUCAUCACCAGGCACUUCAUCGCCUCACUGAUGCCGGAUGUGGAGUAUGACGAGAAGGCCCUGAUCGUGAACAUGGGUGGCGAAGAUUUUGCUUACACAUUCCACGAGAUGCGGGAGAGGGGCUUCCUCUUCGCCAUGCCUUGGAAGAGCAAAGAGCUAAAUCUCAACGAGAUCGACUGGGCCAUGCCUCGGCUGGCACCAGGGAGCCCUCUCCGUGUGGAGGAGGUUUGGGUCGAGAGCGAUUUCACAAAGCCCCCAGACUACUUGAAGGAGAGUGAGCUGGUGGCUCUGAUGGACAAGCACGGCAUUGGCACGGAUGCCAGCAUCCCGCAGCACGUGGAGAACAUCUGCAACCGGAACUAUGUGAUGGUCUGCGGACCUGGAGAAGACGGCCAGCGUGGCGAGAGAAUACCAAAGGGAGGCAAGAAAGGCAAGGGGAAGGGCAAAGGCAAAGACGGAAAGGCUCAAGGCGGCGAGAAGCCGCAGUCGCGGCACAUGGUUCCGACACCACUGGGACUCAGCUUCUGCGCAGCUUUCGAGGAGCUGGAUGCAGAGUUGUGCCGGCCGCCCAUCCGAGCCUACAUGGUGUCGGAGCUGCAAAUUUGA